Williopsis jadinii is the source of this 859-nucleotide messenger RNA. RefSeq lists its product as uncharacterized. Lineage: Eukaryota; Fungi; Ascomycota; Saccharomycetes; Phaffomycetales; Wickerhamomycetaceae. The transcript has a single exon. The record is from RefSeq and is a predicted model, not a curated record. The coding region runs from base 127 to 732 and encodes 201 amino acids.
GUGAAUUCCAAAAAGGUGUCCUAUACUGAUGAAGAACUUCUCAGUUUUAUCGCACGUUGCCAUGCUCCACUCAAGAGAUCCAAGAAAUCAUAUGUGCCAUUCAGAAAGGAAUAUUUCAAGAGUCUGAUGAACAGUGCUGGAGUAAUCAUCAAAAUUCAUGGUGAUGAUGUUUCGUGUAGCCAGUGCAGAGGUGAAGUUAGAGAAUUCACUUAUUAUCCUCAUGUCUUAGCUGUGCUCUCUAAAAUCAACAAUUGGGAGUUCGAAAACGAUCUGGAAAGCUGUAUUACAAAGUGGAAAGAGAAUAAGGGCACCAGUAAGUCUGACAUCGAAAUUUUCAGUUAUCAAAAUCUUGCGCCGCUUCUUGAAGGAAGAUUUCCCAUGUACAUUCAUCCAUCGGUGAUCUGUGAUCUCUCUGUGGAGAAAAUUUGUCAACGAUACAAAAUUGACGAUGUGUACUCAAUCAAACAGGAUAUUACAUCCAUCAAGAAGUCACUAUUGCCACCCGAAGCAAUUAAAGUCACAAAAUCUACCAAGGCCACCAGAGCUACCCCAACCUCUCCAAGUAUGGAUGAUUUGACAAACACCUCAUUGGAAAGUGAAUUUGUGGAGGAUCAACACUUGGAAGGGUCAGAUUUUGGCAAAAACAAGCCACCCACCAAGACUAAGAAGAGAAAACGAAAACAAGGAAGAACUGUGGGUGGUCGGAGACAGUGUAAACGUGUGAACAGAUAAGAAUAUCACCAAACCACGUAAAACUAUUCCAGAUAAUAUUAAUAUUGCUAUUUGUAGACAGUUCCAUCUGAAGCAAUAUCCAAUAUCAGAAUAGUAAGAUGAUCUUCCAUUAAAAAGGAUUAAAUGU